UCAGGGUUUGGUUCUCUACAAAAAAGCGUGCUUCUGUUUCUUUUCUUUUUUUCUGAAAUGGAGGGUUCUUCAAUUGAUUUUCUACGAUUGCUUAAUAGUGACUUAUCACUCAAAAUCCUUUCGAUUUUGGAUGAUCCAUCUGAUGUUGUUCGUGUUGCUUCUGUUUCGCACACUUGGCGCCAAUUCGUGAUUGCAAGUGGGUUUUCUAAGAGUCUUUGUUUAAGAUUGUUUCCAGAAACAUCAAGCGCUAUUAAAGCCAUUGAAGAAAACAAUGUGAUAGAGUGUUUGGGAUUCAACACCACUGGUAGUGUGGAUGUGGAGCAGUUGAAGAAAAACCAUCGAGUUUAUGCCUUCCUAGCAUCAGGUCUGGCUCCUUCUUUAACAACAGAUUGCAUUGUGGAGGCUAUAAGUGCGUCUAGUACUGAUCAUUUUCCGGAAGAAAAUAUUCGCCACACUUUGGAACCUAGAGAGAUAGUCGACGGGAUGCUUUCCUACUGGUCAAGUAUGGGAGAGAGUAAUCCUGAGAUGCAUGAGACAUUGACUUUUAAAUUGGUGUCCAAGUUGUGUUUCAUCACUGAGAUCAACAUCCAACCGUCCCAAGAACUUUUCGAGGAUGAUUUUCCUAUAUUUUCGGCCAAGGCUGUGCAAUUUCGAAUGGGCCGUGUUAGAGAACCGCAACAAGAGAGAUUUCUUUUGGGUGAUUAUAAGGCAGGCCGUAGAUCGAUUGAAGAUCACGUAGUAUGGACAUACACCUCAGAAAAGUUUCCAAUGGUUCAGGAAAAUCGUUUACAAAAGUUCAAGUUACCAGAACCUGUUCUUGCCAUUGGUGGACUUCUGCAGAUCGAACUGUUUGGAGGGGUCCAGCUUGAUUGGGAUGACUUAUACUACUUGUGUGUGUCUUAUGUUCAAGUCGUGGGACGCCCACUCACAAAUGAAUUCGUUGCUGAUUUGAUUGAUAACUCCGGGAAAUGCGUCUUGAAGUACAACCGGAAAGAGGCUAUUGGAAACGACUCCGAUGCAUCAGAAGAUGACUUGGCAGUCCUCGGUGUCAGCUGUGCUUUUACAGAUCUAGUUCUUAGCCAUAACAUGAGCGAGUAUCAUUUUUAAAUACUUGCGAAUGUGCAUGGUGUUGGCUGUUAUAUCAAUGUUUGUAAAAGAUGAAGAUUAAUGGGAUUGGAAAGUGAUGAGUUUUUUUUUCUUUUUCUUUUUGUCGAGGUUGGAAGGAUUCUGGUGAUAACAAUGUCCGCUGGCGAGAUGUGUUGUUUUAGUAAAUUGUGUUUGCUGGUGGUAAAAAAGAAUACUGAUACUGGUCGUCUCGACUUUGAGAGACUUGUCAUACUGAUUCUUAUUGCAGAGAUCAGUUUAAAUUGAUUCAAACAUUGCAUUCCUGUAGAA
Papaver somniferum (opium poppy) is the source of this 1395-nucleotide messenger RNA. RefSeq names its product F-box protein At4g00755-like. The record is from RefSeq and is a predicted model, not a curated record. Gene Ontology annotation, molecular function: protein binding. Lineage: Eukaryota; Viridiplantae; Streptophyta; Magnoliopsida; Ranunculales; Papaveraceae. The coding region runs from base 58 to 1107 and encodes 349 amino acids. The transcript has 5 exons.